This is a messenger RNA of Megalops cyprinoides (Indo-Pacific tarpon), 2925 nucleotides long. RefSeq names its product Rho guanine nucleotide exchange factor (GEF) 16 (gene arhgef16). Gene Ontology annotation, biological process: activation of GTPase activity. The coding region runs from base 65 to 2176 and encodes 703 amino acids. Gene Ontology annotation, molecular function: protein binding; guanyl-nucleotide exchange factor activity. The transcript has 14 exons. NCBI's taxonomy places the organism in Eukaryota, Metazoa, Chordata, Actinopteri, Elopiformes, Megalopidae. The record is from RefSeq and is a predicted model, not a curated record.
UUGCUAGCCUCUGGCUGGUGGCAGCGAAGAACUGAAAACAUUAGGAGCAGAAGCUCAUCGCUGAAUGUCUGAAACAGAGGUAGACGGCUCCAUGGGGGACCUGGUGCCCCUGUUAUUGGAGAGAAGCUUUUCCUCUGAUCUGCAGCUGGACGGCCACUCUGGAUCUGCGGCGGACGCUAUCAGCCAAUCACAGGGGCCGGUUCGCAGGGCGGAGCCGUCGCUGGCCCCGUCUUGCGCUGAGAGGGGCCGGAGGGAGGUGGUGCUGAGCACGCAGAGUGAGGCAGCUCUGAAGCUGGGCACACGGCAGCUCAUACCCAGAAACCUGGCGGUGGUCAGCCGGACCAAGCCGCGGCACCACACCACCGUGGUCACGCUGCCCGUGGCGAAGGAGACCCAGGUAGACAUGUGCAAGGCCCCGGCCCCGGGCCCGGAGGUGUCAUGGGAGGACUAUGACAGCGAUGAUGAGGGCGUGUCGAUCCGCAGAAACCGCAGGAACAAGUCUUACCGCGCCGCGGUCACCAACCCGGACACUCGAGCCGCCAGCAGAGUGACGGCCGCGCCCGCGCUCACGGCGGUCAGUGAGGAGGGAGCGUUCAGCGUCCAGCCGUCGGGGAACCUCGAACCGUGCAAGAGAACUCUGGGAAGGAGGAGGAACCAGAGAGCACGAGGAUCUUUCAAAGAUGAACCCCGCCUGUAUCAGGAGAUCCGGGAGAGGGGCCUGCACUUCAGUAACCAGGACCCCGACGACGAGCUCCUGGACGACCCCGCACAGACGGAGCCCCCCAGUCAGGACAGGCUCGUCGUCGUCAAGAACUACCGGCCCACACAGCUCACCUGGAGCCAGCUGCCGCAGGUGCAGGAGAUGGGUGUUCUUCAGAACAUCUCAGCCGAGGAGAGGAAGCGACAGGAGGCCAUCUUUGAGCUCAUCACUUCGGAGUACUCGUACCAGCACAGCCUGGGGAUUCUGGUCCGUCAGUUCCUGGGCAGCGAGGAUCUGCGGAACACAAUGACCACGACAGAGCACCACCACCUUUUCUCCAACAUCUCAGUCAUUCAGUCCGUCAGCCAGAGGUUUUUUGAGGAUCUGGACAAACGUCACCAGGACAAUCCUUUGAUCCAAGACAUCAGUGACAUUGUGCAGAACCACGCCACUAACCACUUCCAGCCGUACAUCACCUACUGCUCUAACGAGACCUUCCAGCAGAGGACGCUGCAGAGGCUGCUAGCGGGUAACGCCACCUUCAGGGAGGUGCUGAAGCGCAUUGAGAACAGUGCAGAGUGUGGAGGGCUGCCCGUCAUCUCCUUCCUUAUCCUGCCCAUGCAGAGAGUCACCCGCCUGCCGCUGCUCAUGGACACCAUCUGUCAGAAGACCCCUGAGGACGUUGCCGAGUAUAGUGCUGCUGUGCGGGCAUUGAAGGCCAUCAGUAAGCUAGUGAAAAGCUGCAACGAUGGGGCCAGGACCAUGGAGAGGACGGAGCAGAUGUACACCAUCCAGCAGCAGCUGGAUUUCGGCAAGAUCAAGCCCUUCCCGCUCGUGUCUGCCUCCCGCUGGCUACAGAAGCGCGGGGAGCUGGCGGUCUGCACAGAAGACCUCAGCCUUUUCUGGAAGGCCUUCGCCCACAAGAGCUACUACCUGUUCCUGUUCAACGACGUGCUCAUCGUCACCAGGAGGAAGAGUGAGGACAGUUAUGUGGUGAUGGACUACGCCACUCUGGAGAAUGUGGAGGUGGAGCUGCAGAACCUAGACGGACAGAUGCCUCCACCUAUCAAGCACAGUGGCUCCUCCCCCUAUACGCUGAAGCUGUGGAUGAAGAGGAACAGCGAGGGGCGGGCCGAGCAGAUCGCCCUGGCCGCGGAAUCUCAGAUUGACCGAGCUCGCUGGGUGACCGCUCUGCGCAGACACAGACAGACAGAUGGCACCAGCACUAAGGAAGGCCUGCCACAGUACGAGGUGACCAAGGCCUACAUGCCCAAGGAGCUGGACGACUUGGGGCUGCAGCAGGCUGAGGUGGUCAUUGUCCUGCAGAAGGAGGAAGGGUGGUGCUACGGGGAGAGGAUGCGGGACGGAGAGAGGGGUUGGUUCCCCUCGGGCUACGCCAACGAGAUCACGAACCGCGCGGCCGCCGAGCGCAACGUGCGACGCAUGGAGAGACUGCGGAAGGAGACGGGCGUCUGAGCCUGUUCGGGCGUGGUCUACCCAACGAUCUCCGCUGUGGCGCAAGGACUGAGGCCUACACACCUGCCAAGUCAGAUGUGACACAAGAAAACCAGUUCCCCUCUUCCCCCAUCGCCACGCCAUGGACACACCCAGUGUGGCAGUGUACAGGUUGACCGUUUUGAGCUGUGUGUCCUGAAAGCCACGUCAUUUGCAGUUCAUGUUUAUGACCCAGAAAGAGAUUGUCUGUAAAAAAAGUGCCACUCACAGAAUCUCCAAAAGCCAGUUUCAUUUUUCUGCUACAAAAAACUGCAGUAUGGCUACAGGUCUUAUCUGUUGGUGUAAAAUAGGUUUUUAUAUCUGUAUUACAGUUCAUAGCAUUACCACAUGGGAAGGAAAACCGAAGAAUCUGUCAACCUCUGAAUAACCAUAAUUUACUGAUGGUUUUAUGCAAUUUCCAGAAAACUGUAUGCCACGUUGCAGAUUCUUUUACAGAAUGCAGGGAGUUCAACGAUAUCCUUUCAUCUCAAUUCAUGAGUGCAGACUAAACUCGGAGACAGAACUCAGAAUCACAGAAGAGAGACCAGCAAAAAAUGUUUUUCUGUCCUGUCAAAAUUGUUGAAUAUUGCUCCUUCAUCCAUAAGAAAUCUUUGGUACUCCAAAUCCAAAAAUUUUUAAUAUGUUUUUGCACACAACAUGAACCAUGUUGUCACUUUGUGUACAAAAACGCAUAUAAGAAAAUACUGCUAUGGCAUUAGUGGUGUUAAGCA